Lampris incognitus (smalleye Pacific opah) is the source of this 1144-nucleotide messenger RNA. It is a transcript of the gene thyn1, whose product is annotated as thymocyte nuclear protein 1. The transcript is spliced from 8 exons. The record is from RefSeq and is a predicted model, not a curated record. The coding region runs from base 233 to 955 and encodes 240 amino acids. Gene Ontology annotation, cellular component: nucleus. Lineage: Eukaryota; Metazoa; Chordata; Actinopteri; Lampriformes; Lampridae.
GACCGUAUGCUUCGCUUCGUGUUUCGCAGCAAAACUGACAUCCCCGUUUUUUUUGUUCGUGCGGAACAAACGGAACGUUGUCGUUACGUAACUCCGCCGGAACUACACGGUGUUGACAUCAAGCGCUCUCCCGAAACCGUCACAUGACGGAGAUUUCUUCUCUCUCUCUAUCUCGCGCGCCUGUAACCACGCGGGAGGGGGAAGCUCGCGGUCGACCUCUGGCUGGACAGAAAUGGCCCCAAAGAGAAAGGUUCGAGGGAGUACGAAAGCAGUUAAAUCUGGCAAGGACAGCGGCCCUGGUAAGGGUGACGGCGAAGAAGUCUCUCCAGCAGAGGUCCCAACGCAGCCGGUGACGGGUAAAAGGAAAACCUCGGCUUCGGAUGAGACAGAAAAUCGGAAGAGGGCGAAAGGUGACGCGUCGACCAAUCGCCCGCAGUAUUGUCACUGGUUGAUGAAGUCUGAGCCAGAGAGCCGGUUUGAGAACGGAAUAGAUGUGAAGUUUGGAAUUGAAGAUCUGAAGGCUCUGCCCAAUCAGACCGGAUGCUGGGACGGCGUCCGCAACUAUCAGGCACGCAACUUUAUGAGAGACAUGAAAGAAGGGCAGAUGGCAUUCUUUUAUCACAGCAACUGCAAGGAACCCGGGGUUGCAGGACUCAUGAAAAUCGAGAAGGAGGCGUACGUGGACCACACUCAGUUUGACAAAAAAGACGUCCAUUAUGAUGCAUCAAGCAAACCAGAUAAUCCCAAAUGGAGCAUGGUCGAUGUUCAGUAUCAGAGAAUGGCGAAGCGUUUCCUAACUCUGGCUGAGCUUAAGAAAUACCACCUGCAGCACAGGACCACAGGAGGACCCUUAAAGGACAUGGCUCUCUUUACGAGGGCAAGGCUGUCUGUUCAGCCCCUCACCAAAGAGGAAUUUGACUUCGUCCUGAGUCUGGAGGACAAAGAUCCACUGUGAAGAUUUGGACCAGACGGUCUUGCUGGUUAUGUGAUGACAUAAUGUGGCAGCGACUUAAACUCCACCAUCAAACCUGCAUUGAUGUUGAAUGUAACCCCGUCUUUAAAUAUUUUGUUUUUUAGAAAAUUUAAUUUUUAUAUUAAAGAAUAUUAGAUAAAACUGUGGUCUAUUUCUCAACCCAUAAUAAAA